UAUUGCCAAACUGUCAUAACGUCUCAGCAUUAGAUCAACUCUUGAACAAUAGAACACUAAACAUAAAAUUUUUAUUAUUUAAACCUAUUAUUAUUAUUAUGUAAUAGUGCAUAUCCUGAGAAAUUCAACAUGGCUUGGAAUCCUUUGCACCCUGUAACGCAAAACGAGUUGCAGCUUUCAACGUCGAGUUUACUUAGAAUUAAAAGAGACAUGAUGUCUAUCUACACUGAACCUCCGCCAGGUAUUCUAGUUGUGCCCGACGAGGAAGACUUGACACUUGUCCACGCCCUCAUCACAGGGCCCUACAGUACGCCGUACGAAGGAGGAUUCUUCUACUUCAUCGUACGUUUUCCCCCAGAUUACCCGAUCUCAUCGCCUAAGGUGGUGUUAAUGACAACAGGUGGGAACACAGUCCGAUUCAACCCUAACCUGUACAAUAGUGGGAAGGUCUGCCUCAGCAUCUUGGGAACUUGGAAUGGGCCGGAAUGGAGCCCUGCUCUGACUUUAUCCAGCCUGCUCAUCUCCAUCCAAAGUCUACUUACUGAGAAGCCUUACCAUAAUGAACCCGGUUUCGAGAAGGAGAGGGUGUCAGGUGACGCUAACCGCUACAAUGAGAUCAUACAACAUGAAACACUACGAGUUGCUGUGAUAGGAAUGUUAGAUAACGACUAUGGGAUACAUUUGCCAAAUCAGCUAAAAGAGGCCAUGCAGACUAGUUUUUUGCAACUAUACGACUUUUAUGAAAACUUGGCUCUAAGCAAGAUUACUCUUAAUGGUAAGGAAAUGCAAGAUCCUUUUGGAGAGAGAAGAGGCCAUUACCAAUACAAAGUUCUUCUGCAGCGCCUAAAAACAAUCUACUUAAGACUAAAACUUUCAUCAUGCUCGCAAAAUAAUUCAUCUUCCUCCUCACCACAGUCUACUGAUUAAGUGUCACAUUCUAGUGAUGAAUUAAAAGCUUUUGUAUUAUUAAUAUAGUGCAUUGAAACAGUUAAUAAUGGUUAAACAGUUGACAUAUUCCAGGUUAAAUUAUUACUUCUCAAUCUAUAAAUAGUUAAGAAACAAAUAUUUUAAGCUUUCUUUUUUAGUUAAAUUUGGAAGUAAAAUAAAUUUGGAUCAUUUAAAACAAG
Messenger RNA from Homalodisca vitripennis (glassy-winged sharpshooter), 1127 nucleotides. Its product is annotated as ubiquitin-conjugating enzyme E2 Z-like. Gene Ontology annotation, molecular function: ubiquitin conjugating enzyme activity; cysteine-type endopeptidase inhibitor activity. Gene Ontology annotation, cellular component: nucleus. The coding region runs from base 130 to 927 and encodes 265 amino acids. Gene Ontology annotation, biological process: negative regulation of apoptotic process. NCBI's taxonomy places the organism in Eukaryota, Metazoa, Arthropoda, Insecta, Hemiptera, Cicadellidae. The transcript has a single exon. The record is from RefSeq and is a predicted model, not a curated record.